CGAUGAUUUCGAUUGCGAGUACAGGGUCGGAUCAGUCGCCAGAGUGCGUUUCGAGAACGAGGAACGGCCCAGGAGUUCUACCUGGGGCUCGUCGUCGGGGGUAAACCGCGUGAAUGGAAAAACUAAUCUCUACCCAACGAGAACCAUUCGCCUCCCAAGGGUUGUCGUAAGUCAAUACGAGGACGAUAAUAUAAUUCAGGAACAGAAAAGUGUCGAGGAUCCGGAGGUGAUCGAGGAGAAACGGGAUUGCGAGUCGACGAAGGAAGUGGAUCCAAUUGGUCUGGGAUCAUUCGAGGACAAGGAAUUGGUGAACGUUGUACAAAACCUGGUGACAUCGAGGUACAGUCCCAUUCUGUCUGGCGUGCAGAGAAGAUCGAGCAGACGCGCGUUAUGUCGCAGAUGCGAAUCUCCGAAGAAAAGGGACACAGUAGACGAUCCGAAGCUGGCGGAACCUAACGGAAGUGUGCCUGCGUCGGCGAAUACGGGGCCGGAAGUGAUCGAGGACGGAACACAGGAAAGAUUCCUGCGGCUUGAACCGACCAGAGGAAUCGUGGCCACGCGUAUACGUAAAACGAGCGUCUCGAUGCCGAGCAAUUUGGACGAAAUGGAGAAUCUACGAAUCGACAGGCAAAAGGGUACCACGUCCAAGUUCGCGAGAUCGGAGAGCGAGGACAGUAGCAGCGUGACGUUCAGCAACAGCGGCUCGACGCCAAAUGGAAGCCCGCUCGGGUCUGAGACCGAGGAGGAAGCGAACGACGAAGAGCUGGCGAAGGUUCCGUUGCAAGCUCCUCCGCGACGGAAAACCAGAGGCGUGUCGCCGAUGAUGAAUCAGAAGUUAGGAACAGACCAGCUGGAGCUACCGGGCGGGCAGAGCGCGAACUCGACCAUCACCAGCGUGAACAGCAUCAGCAGUUUACUGAAGGAGAAGCUGCAGCUGUCUCUUCCUCAGGCGAUGCGCAGCAGCAAGAAGCGACAGAACGCGGACUAUCGACUCCGAGCAUUCGUCGGUAUACUGUUCCUCUGCGUGGUCUUCCUCGUCGGGUUCGCGCACAUCUAUUACACCCAGCACGUUCUCCAGCGAGCCUACUUCGACAAAUUUAGAUUCAAUAAAAACGAACGUGUGAUGCACGUGUACAGCAGCACCGGCGCAGAAGUGAUCGCCGCGCGACUAGGCGAGGGUAUACCCGCAGAGACCGGUGUGUUCCCAUGUCUGCCCCAUCAUCAGAAGCAGGACACAGUUUGCCUCGAGUGGCUCCAACAGACGCGUCUCUAUCUGGCGCACGCGGAACACGGUGACAUGCAUUGCUACCACGUCACCUGGCAGAGUCUGAACCCGAAUUACAAUCCCACCGAUUGCUUCGACUGGUCCUCGAAACGGGGACACUGGUACGGUGCCGGGCAGGUCCAGAACAUGCGAUAUCCCCUCGAACGUGGACGUCUCGAUCUGAGCCCGUUCAUCACCGGCGACAUCGCGAAGCAUCCGUUCGGAAACGUGCUGAAACGAUACUUUCUGAACUCGAAAGGCGCGACGAUACUGGUCGAUCCGGCGACCCCACUUUACGUGUCGAUCAACGCGAAUCGUACGAACGACUUCUGUCUCCAGGCGAAACACGACGCGUUCGCGUACAUCAAUCGUCUGACGCCUAUGCCGCAACUGAACUACACGAUCUGCGCGACCGACAACAUGAAGAACCUUCACUCCUCCAUGGCGGAGAAAUCGUUAUGGGACGGUCUGAAGCCGGACGAGCUGCACGCUGUUCAUUCGUUACUCUCCGAGCCCGUGUGGCAGAUCGCGCCCACAAACGAGGCGGCGAUUUAUAAUUACACCGAGGACGUGAUUGCGCUCGGCUUCCUCCGUCAGGGGCACGUACUGCUGAGCGAGGAAUGGCAGCCGAGCAUGGGUGACUUUGUGCUGGACGAGGAACGAUUCCCCUCUAUGGAGGAGACGAUCAACAUUAUCCAUCGUAGAGGCUUCAGGAUCGUGUUCACCAUACAACCGUUCAUAUCCACCGAGUCUGUAAACUUCAGGGACGCUGUUAACAACAGGCUGUUGAUAUCCGAGAGAGGAAGCGACCCGAGGAUACCCGCGUUGACCAGAUACAAACUGGAGAACAGCGUGGGCGUUCUAGACAUCACAAACAACAAGACCCUGCCUUGGUUGCACACCAAGCUCGAGAGUCUGAUAAUGAAGUACCACGUGGACUCGUUUUAUCUCGAUCUGGGCACCGCCCAGGACAUGCCGCAUUAUUACAAGUGCGAGCAACCGUUGACCAAUCCGGAUCAUUACAAGACCCUGUUUACGAAAGCGAUCCUGGGCUCUGUCCCCGUGAUCGGUGUCUCCGGCGCGAUUUCCAGGCCCCGUGCCCCGGUUUUCGUCUCGCUGCCGCCGUUCUCGUCCUCGUGGAAGGCCAUCAAAACUGUGAUCCCGACCGUGCUCACAUACGGUAUGAUCGGUUAUCCGUUCAUCAUGCCUGGCGCGGUGGGCGGUGACGUGGCUCUGCCAAUGUCCGACAAUAAUCCGGACAAUGAUUUCGAGGUCAGUCUGCCGGACAAGGAACUUUAUAUCAGAUGGCUGCAGUUGUCCACGUUCUUGCCGGUGAUACGAUUCACCCAUUUGCCCAGCAAAUACUCCGACGAGUCGGUCCUCGAGAUAGCCAAGAGGCUGACCACGCUCAGACAGAAAACAGUGACACCGUUGCUGAAGAAAUACGCGAAGGAAACACUGGACACAGGCCUGCCUAUAAUCAGACCGUUAUGGAUGCUCGAUCCAGCGGAUCCGGCCUGUCAUGUGGUCGUCGACGAAUUCUCCGUCGGGGAGGAGCUGAUAGUCGCGCCUGUCCUUUAUUCGGGUAGCAGACAGAGGGAGGUCUAUCUGCCCGCUGGGGUCUGGAGGGACGGGAUCGACGGUAGCCUCAGGAAAGGAUCCAGAUGGAUACACAAUUACAGAGUAGCGGAGGACAAGGUCGCGUAUUUCGUGAAGAUGCCCGACAACACGAGAUUCUAAGCAAGAACAGAACCGACAUUUUCGAGUCGCGCUCGAUGGAACGACAACUGAUGCCGGGGGUCUACGAUAGUCGGGUGCAGAGUUGCUGGCGAUAGCACCUCCAUACCAUGGAACUUGGCGAAAUUUUUUAGAGAUCCAAGGGUUUUGUCUCGCGUAAACAUGCCAUGUGCGCCCUGCACAUCGUGUGGUGCUUAUUGGUACUAAUCCGUGACGACGUCAUUAUAUGAAUAAAUAUACACAAAACAUUUAAUACAAAUGUACACGGAGUCCCAAAAUAUCUUCGACUCCCGGAAAUGAG
This is a messenger RNA of Dufourea novaeangliae, 3302 nucleotides long. RefSeq lists its product as uncharacterized. Gene Ontology annotation, biological process: carbohydrate metabolic process. The transcript is spliced from 9 exons. Gene Ontology annotation, molecular function: hydrolase activity, hydrolyzing O-glycosyl compounds. The record is from RefSeq and is a predicted model, not a curated record. Bases 584 to 3004 code for a protein of 806 amino acids. NCBI's taxonomy places the organism in Eukaryota, Metazoa, Arthropoda, Insecta, Hymenoptera, Halictidae.